Molecule: messenger RNA, 1518 nt
Organism: Nematolebias whitei (Rio pearlfish)
Lineage: Eukaryota; Metazoa; Chordata; Actinopteri; Cyprinodontiformes; Rivulidae
Gene: sgta
Product: small glutamine rich tetratricopeptide repeat co-chaperone alpha
Exons: 12
Coding region: 136-1161 (341 amino acids)
Biological process (GO): post-translational protein targeting to endoplasmic reticulum membrane
Cellular component (GO): TRC complex; membrane
Molecular function (GO): molecular adaptor activity; protein binding
Source: RefSeq, a predicted model, not a curated record
CGUGACGUCAUCACCUCGCGUCAUCUGUGAUUAGCAGAAGGGCUACGCAGCAGAGAGAAGCUAACUUCGGUUCUACGGGGCUUUACCUGGCGGUUUCUCACCUGGAACACGGAGACUUCAGGCGUCUCCGUCACCAUGACGGACAACAAGCGUCUCGCCUUCUCCAUCAUCCAUUUCCUCCAUGACCAGCUCCGGUCGGGGAGUCUGACCCCGGAUGCUCAGGAAAGCCUGGAAGUUGCCGUCCAGUGUUUGGAGACGGCGUUUGAAGUUUCCACUGAUGACCAGAGUCUCGCCGUCCCUGUGACGUUACCAGAGAUGUUCGCCGCCGCCACAGCCAAGUUUCCAGCCCCACCACAGUCCAACGCCGACCCUGAGCCCAGUUCUCCGACAGAAGAGCAGAGGGCCGAGGCGGAGAGGUUGAAAAGUGACGGUAACGACCACAUGAAGGUGGAGAACUUCGCUGCAGCCGUCGAGUUUUACUCCAAGGCCAUCGCCCUGAACCCCCAGAACGCCGUCUACUACUGCAACAGAGCGGCUGCCUACAGCAAAUUGGGGAACUACGCCGGCGCCGUGCAGGACUGUGAACGGGCCAUCAGCAUCGACCCGAACUACAGCAAAGCCUACGGACGGAUGGGUCUGGCUCUGUCCAGCCUCAACAAACAUGCAGAAGCCGUCGGUUUCUAUAAGAAAGCUCUGGAGCUCGACCCGGACAACGACACGUACAAAACCAACCUGAAGAUCGCUGAGGAGAAGAUGGAGACGUCCAGUCCGUCUGCAGGUUUGGGAGGAAUCGACUUGGCCGGUUUGCUCAGUAACCCCGGCUUCAUGAACAUGGCGUCCACUCUGAUGAACAAUCCUCAGGUUCAGCAGAUGAUGUCAGGAAUGAUGUCUGGAGCGUACGGUGGGAUGGGAGGAGGAGGGGGAGCGGGUGGAGGAGGAUUGGGAGGAGGAGGAUUGGGAGGAGGAGGACUGGGAGGAGGUGCAGCCCCAGCACCACCCCCUCCCCCAGGACCUCAAGGACCUGGAGACCUCUCAGGACUGAUCCAGGCAGGUCAGCAGUUCGCGCAGCAGAUGCAGCAGCAGAACCCUGAACUCAUCGAACAGCUGAGGAGUCAGAUCCGCAACCGCACGCCCAGCGCCGGCAACGAGGAGCAGCAGUGACGCACGUGGACCGUCAGAGGAGGAGGCGUCUGAGCUUUUCGCCCGUUCGGAUGUAGAUUGUUUAAUCCCAGGAGUCCUCGGAGGGUUCGUCUGCAUGAGAGCAGCGAGGCGCCGCUUCCCGUGUCUCCGUGCGCUUCUCCCGAGGAGCUCCGAAACAAACAGGAACUUCUGCACACUUGAAAUGUUUCCUCUAAAAACAACGCGGUGUAACUUAAAAAAAAAAACGUGUUUUGUUCCGGUGAACCCGAGGCUGUGUGUGAACGAGUGUCAUUCGGUGAAAAUGAACUUUAGAAACUCUUCGGCCACGUGGAGCUGCUGGGAAGCAGCCGAAGGAACGGUUCGAUUAAAAACAGCUUC